This is a messenger RNA of Alosa alosa (allis shad), 2681 nucleotides long. RefSeq names its product methyltransferase 21C, AARS1 lysine b (gene mettl21cb). Gene Ontology annotation, biological process: peptidyl-lysine methylation. The record is from RefSeq and is a predicted model, not a curated record. Gene Ontology annotation, cellular component: cytosol; cytoplasm. The transcript has 6 exons. NCBI's taxonomy places the organism in Eukaryota, Metazoa, Chordata, Actinopteri, Clupeiformes, Clupeidae. Bases 514 to 1311 code for a protein of 265 amino acids. Gene Ontology annotation, molecular function: protein-lysine N-methyltransferase activity.
UUGCCAAUUAAAAAAACUAUAUCUCAACUUGACACACACCUGUUAAGUUACAAGAUAGAAAUAAGCAUGCACUAAACUACCCACAUGAACUAAUUCUGGUUUCUGACACACACUUGCACAACUUCCAAGGAAAGGAGAUACACUACCAUAAAGCUGCCAAGCUCCCCCUCCCACCACACAAUCACAGCUCAAACUGAGGCAUUUGGCUACAGGGGAUUGGGGAUCGGGCAGGAUCAGUCGUCGCAGUAGGGUGGGCUUUAGUCAGCUUUCCCUCUUGUCCCUCUCUCUCAGCCACCACUUCUCAUCCCUCUGCUUGAGUGCAGCUGUAAAUAUAGCUCGGCCUCCCUGGGCGUGUCUGGAGAGAUGCUGCUUUGGCAUAAAUGCAGGACUGACGAAAACUAGCUGUGUUUCUGCAGGACUGACCAAUACUAGCUUAACUUCGGAGAGACGGAAAGAGAGCAACUACUCACACAGCUCACAACAGAGGUCUUCAGACCAAAGGGGUGCUUUGCCAUGGACUUGAAUUACUUGGGUAAGCCCACAACCGAAGGGAUGGAGUACCGCAACGUAUGUUUAGUGACCAGAAUGGAGGACGCCAGGUGUGAGGAAGAGGAUAUUAACGAGCAAGAGGAAAAUGAAGAUCAGUCUGAGGGCGUGAUGGUGUGGGAGAAGUUUGAACAUUUGGCGCCAGAGAAAAAGAAAAAGGCUUGGGAGCCAAGCAACGAAACCUUCAGUUUUGCUGGACAAGAAAUAUGCAUCAAGGAGUCUGUCGAUUCCUUUGGCGCCCUCACCUGGCCAGGGGCUCCGGCUCUUUGUGAGUACUUGGAGAAUAACCCUGAGCAGAUUGAUCUAAGGGACAAGGCAGUGCUGGAGAUAGGAGCAGGGACCGGCCUGGUGUCCAUAGUGGCCUGCUUACUAGGGGCUUGGGUCACUGCAACAGACUUGCCUGGCAUCCUGGAUAACUUGAGGUACAACCUCUCACGGAACACCCGUGGCCGCUGCCGCUACACCCCCCAGGUGGCUGCCCUGGUGUGGGGACACAACCUCCAGCGCACCUUCCCCUCCUCCAUCUUCCACUAUGACUAUGUCCUGGCUGCAGAUGUCGUCUACCACCACGACUGUCUGGACGAACUGCUGGUGACCAUGGAGCACUUCUGCCGUCCUGGGACCACUCUUAUUUGGUCUAACAAGGUACGGUUUGAGACUGACCAUCGAUUCACAGAGCGCUUCAAGAAUGCUUUUGACACGACCGUGCUUGCUGAGAUACCACAGGAGCAAAUCAAGAUCUACAAGGCCACUUUCAAGAAAUGAAGAGCAAAGAGAACAAGAGAGCAAAACUCUUUUAGAUAAGAAGGGAAAGUGAGGUCUAUUAAGGAUUGAUUAAGGGGUUGAUUAAGAGGUUGAUUAAGGACUAAAAAGACAGAUGGAGUGCCGUGAAGUUGCAUAGGGGUGACAACAUUCUUGGUAUGCUCUGAAAAACACCUGGUCUUACUAAGUUUAACACAACAUUCCUGAACAGUGCUCCAAAUGUUCAGAGGAGUCAUUCAAUAAUAUUUUGUAAGAUGGGGCUCUUUUACAUUGCAUACUGAUAUUUUGAUUUGUGAUAUAUACUAUGUGUAAUAUAACGACUGUUUUGAUAAAACCUACAAUCUUGCAAACUUACUUUGGUAAUAAAUGGAAUAGCUGUCUGAAACUAUAGGAACUCAUACAUGAGAUAAGUACAAUUAUACCAAAUUUGAACUAAUGCAAUUAACUUAUUGCAACUCCAACUCUGUCCCAAUGGAUAAUCUUGUUACAUCUAUGAUCUAAUGAUAUAUAUGAUCUAUAUAAAUGUCAUCCUCAAUGUGUGACAGACAGUGAAGCUCAUCUAACAGGAGUGUUGUGCUUGUUACAUUUACACAUUUAGCAGACACUGUUGUCCAAACUGACUUUACAUCAACUAUAUUAUAAGGGAUUACACUGUCCACAGAGCAACUCAAGGGCUCAAUGGUGGAAACAGGGAAUUAAACCCACACAUUUCAGGCUACUGCAUGCUAGCCCAGCUCCUUUACCACUACACGACCACAGCCUUACAUGCACUAGGCAUGCUCACCAAUCAGAAGUGUCCCAACUUGAAGUGAAAAUUUGAAUAUUGAACUAAAGCUUGACUUUUUGUAAAAACGUGUAUCAGAAUGUUGAUAUUUUCUCCAAAUUGUGCAGCCCUUGUUAAUUAUACUUUUUCUUGGUUCAUUGUCUGAUGCAGGGCACUGAGACGACUAAAGGGAUACUAGCAAUACUGCCCUCUUGAGUCUAGAGGUUGAGCAACAGUUUGUGUCAAAAAUUGGCAAAAAAUUCUCAAGAGUGCCAAUUACUGCAUACACUGUAUUUACACAACUUGGCUGAUUUCACCUGAUAAUAUAAUUUCUUCAGUGCAUUUUUAGAGGUGCAGUUCUGAAUGCAUGAAUUUACCAACAUCCUUAUGCAAUUCUAGCCUGGGUGAACCAAACAAAUCUGUGAGUGCAUUUGAAUUUCCUGUCAUUGUGGCAUUCCCAUUUAAGCCGAUGUCCAAAUCAACCAAAACCCAGGAACCUAUCACAAUUGCUUAUCUGGCAUGGGGCGGUCAUUUUUUACUUUACAUUUGACCCUCCUCGCAGCGCCAAAAUGUAGUGUUCAUUUUUUACACUACACAGGCUUUAUAUGAG